AUGACGAAUAAACUUAAAAUUCUUGAUGCUUAAUUCGAUGAUGAGGAAAAAUUUUUAUUGAAUUUCUUCUUCUAUAUAUAAAUAUUUGUUUUUUAAAAGUUAUAAUUUUAAAAAUUACUUUUUUUAAAUCUAAGAGCUUUAUUGUGUUUGAUUCAAAAUAAUUAUUUCAUCUACUAAAUUUCCAAUCUAAUAAUAUAAUUAUUAGAUCAAAAAGAAAUAACCUCUUUUAUAUUAUAAAAGAAACUCCCUUUGGAUUUAUAUUUGUAUAAAAAUAAUUUUUUUUAUUUUUGAUUUUGAUAUAUUUAAAUACCAAAUUAGAUAAAAUAAACUUAUAAUANAAUUGAAACUUUAAGAAAAAGAUUAUCAACUGAUCUUGAAAACUUAAAUCAAUAAUUUAAUGAUAAAUUUAAUUAACAAGUAAGAUCCUUAAGAAUUAUUAAUAGAAAAUUGUUUUGGCUUAAAAAGAAUAAUUAUUAAUUGAUAUUCCAAUUACAGAAGAAUUGCUUCAAUUAACAAAAGAAUAAUAAGAACAAUAUCAUUAAGCUUAUAUUAGCCGAUAAACUUAAAGGUAUUAUUAUUAUUUAAAUAAAGACUCUCUGAAAUUGAAGUUGUCUAAAAAGCCUACAAUCUAGUUUUCGAUCAUGUAGAUUCAGUAAAAAAAUCAGAAGACCUUACAGCUAAACUUAGUAGUUGA
This is a messenger RNA of Paramecium sonneborni, 694 nucleotides long. The record is from the annotation of a GenBank genome assembly. NCBI's taxonomy places the organism in Eukaryota, Ciliophora, Oligohymenophorea, Peniculida, Parameciidae.